Messenger RNA from Trichomonas vaginalis G3, 1473 nucleotides. Its product is annotated as dolichyl-phosphate-mannose-protein mannosyltransferase protein. Bases 1 to 1473 code for a protein of 490 amino acids. Gene Ontology annotation, biological process: protein O-linked glycosylation via mannose. Lineage: Eukaryota; Parabasalia; Trichomonadida; Trichomonadidae. Gene Ontology annotation, cellular component: membrane. Gene Ontology annotation, molecular function: dolichyl-phosphate-mannose-protein mannosyltransferase activity. The record is from RefSeq and is a predicted model, not a curated record. The transcript has a single exon.
AUGAUUCCUUCAGCACUGGCGAAUAAAACUCCUGACAAGCCAACUGAAGAGAAUCAAAAAGACAUACUCACCAUGAUUUGUGAGGGGAGAAAACACAAAGAAUUGAAAGCAGAUAUCAAAGACGCCGUUGUUUUAAUAGUUUUGAUAUUCAUGAGUAUGUUUUCACGAUUUUUUCGAGUGCAGUACCCUCGGUAUGUCAUAUUUGACGAAGUACACUUCGGUAAAUUUGUAACUUACUAUAGAAAUGGUGAAUAUUUUUAUGAUAUUCAUCCUCCUUUAUCAAAACUAAUCAUGUAUUUGCAUUCAUACUUAACAACAUAUGAAGAGAAUUACGAUUUCAAUAUGUUACAAUUUAAAAACGAAAAAUAUCCAAAUUAUAAUUACGUUUCAAUGCGUUCAGUUAAUGCAUUUUUCGCUGGAUUAUGUCCACCAAUAAUGUUUGCUAUUGCUCGUGCAAUGGGAUGCAGUUUCAAUGCAUCAUUGCUGAUUUCAUUGAUGACUAUUUCAGAUAUAUGCAUGAUAGUGCAAGGCAGAUUUAUACUUUCAGAUGGUAUACUACAUUUCUUUAGUUGUUGCGCCAUUUUGACAUUUUUCCUAGAUUAUCGUCUUAAUACUGUUUUUACAUUCAGUUUAGAAGCAUUAUUCAUCGGAUUAGCGUGUUGUUGUAAGUUUACUGCUGGUGGAAUUGCUCUUUGCGUCUUUGUUUUUGAAUUUAUAUACGCAUUUACAAAAUCCGACAAUAAAAAUCGAAAAACAUACAUAUUACACGCAUAUUAUCGUUGCUGCUUUAUUCUUUUAACGAUAAUAUCAUGUUUAUUAUUUACUACAGUAAUUCAUUUAGAAUUAUUACCUUAUCGCCCUGAAAACAACGAAACAUUCGUCACUCCACUGAUAAACAACCCUCUUGUAAGCAAGCAUGACACAAAUUGGACCGCUAGAGCUAAUUCUUCACCAGUAAUUUUGAGAUCAUUUGAACUUUUACUUCACCAGCUUACAAGUAACUUAGAUAGAAACAUGACCCAUCCAUAUUCAUCGCGCUGGUAUCAAUGGCCGCUACUUACAGGUAAAUCCAUUGUAUUUUGGACUGAUGAUCAAAGAAUGGUAGUAAACAUGGGUUCUCCUUUACUUUACUACCCUGUUUUCUUCCUUAUUAUUAUUGGUAUUGCUUAUUCUUACGGAAGAAACAAGUUUUGCACCAAACAAUUCAUUUGUAUUGUUGGAUAUCUUUGUUGUUUGCUUCCAUUCGCAUUAGUACCUCGUGUAACGUUUUUGUAUCAUUAUACUCUAUCUCUUUUGUUUGGAAUCCUUCAUGCAGGUGUUUUUGUUGACAAAUUACCUCCAAAAAUUCGAGGAUUUCUUUUCCCUCUUUUAGACGUUUGUGUAAUUGUUGGAUACUUCUUGUGGGCGCCUUUAGCUUACUCUCUUGUGGAGCUGGACUUCGACUUCCUUAAGUGGUUUAGCAACUGGUAUUAA